Molecule: messenger RNA, 603 nt
Organism: Rhagoletis zephyria (snowberry fruit fly)
Lineage: Eukaryota; Metazoa; Arthropoda; Insecta; Diptera; Tephritidae
Source: RefSeq, a predicted model, not a curated record
AUGGUUAAAUUAUUUUAUUUAGGAGUGUUGUUUAAACGUGAUGACGACACUGUCAGGUGUCUUAAAUCUGCUCAAAAUUUGCAAUCAUUUGGGUUUUUUCAACGUAACAGUGUGAGUGAAUUUAUGAAAUUUACAAGUAAAGUGCUUGUAGAAAAAAGUGACUUGGCAACUCGUUCCUCUGUCAAACAACAAGAUUACGUAUGUCACGUGUACAUUCGAGGAGACCGUUUAGCUGGAAUCAUCAUAUCGGAUCAAGAAUAUCCUCAUCGAGUGGCGCACACACUAUUGAUGCGAGUUUUAGAUGAAUUUACCGAAUCAGUACCCAAGAGUCAAUGGCCUGGCUUAAUUGAAUACCAAGCACCAUACGCAAACUUAGAUAUGUACCUGACUAAGUUUCAAAAUCCUAAAGAAGCUGAUGCGAUGACAAAAAUUCAAAACGAUCUUGAUGAAACAAAAAUUAUUUUGCAUAACACUAUCACAAGUGUAUUACAACGUGGCGAAAAGUUGGACAAUCUAGUAGCUAAAUCUGAAGAUCUGUCAAUGCAAAGUAAAGUAUUUUACAAAACUGCUCGAAAAACAAAUCAAUGUUGUCAACUAUAUUGA